Molecule: messenger RNA, 1363 nt
Organism: Filobasidium floriforme
Lineage: Eukaryota; Fungi; Basidiomycota; Tremellomycetes; Filobasidiales; Filobasidiaceae
Exons: 8
Coding region: 37-1275 (412 amino acids)
Source: RefSeq, a predicted model, not a curated record
CCGGAAGGUCCCGUCACCCUGACCAGAUCGGACACCAUGUCAGGCAGCCAAGAUACAGGACAAGGGUUGAACCCGCAAGCUCGAGAGUUCAAACUACAAGACAGCGGUAAUAACCAGUCCUACCUGUCACGUAUCGGAUCGAGUUUCAACCAGGGGAGAGUCGACCCGGUUGUAUGGAAGCAAUGUCAGAGAGGACCGCACGAUCAAUCGCAACUCAGAGGCGUUCACAGCAUGAACACAGCUAAUCGACCAUACUUGAAGAACAUCGGUGGACAUCCUCUCCAUUCCGGACAUCGGUCCGACGAUUACUGGGUUGAAAAUGAAAGGGGUUUUACCACUGGUCAUAUGGGCGCGAGACACCAAGAGCAUAGGCUUUCUCCGGGGAUCAUGAACCUAUCGUUACCUGUCGGCGAGAAUUCUUUCGCUCGCCCCAGUCAAACAUCACUGAAACUGCCAGAAAAAUCGUUACGCUCUGAGGCGCUGGUUGUGAAAUACUCGCCGAAGGACGUGACAGCACCGCGAACUGAAACUACGCCGCAAAGACGCGACCCUAGGGAGGUAGAACCUGAUUGGCAUUGCAGGAUGUGCGGAACAGCAUACACUAAUGAGGUCAGCCGAUGUAUCUUGUGUCCUAUGCCCGACAUGGACGUUACUCUUUCGCACAAUCCUGGUUACAUUCGAAACAAUCUGCAGCUGGAUAAUCAAAGGGACGGAAACCUUCUCGGGAGUGGCGACAUCUUACAGAGCGUCACGGACACUAUGCGACGCGGGUUUUGUCUUCCGCUAGCGAAAAGUCACGAGACAUACCCGUCUCCAACAAUCGUCUUGGAUAAACUCUCAAAACACGUAGAAUCGCUCAUGCGGUUGGGGCAUUCGGGAGUCGAGUUGAAGGAUGUCAUCGUAGAAGGAGAUGUGGGACUGUGUAUGGAUUUGGGCAUGAAGGGAUUGAUUGGCAAGGAGGCGCUGAACCCCUGGAAGACCUUGUCCAUCAACAUACCGGAUCAACCAUUUCUGAAGCAAAUUCCUAAACCUCCGCUGGGAAGCGUUGCUGGAGAUUGGACCUGUUCUUGUGGUAGGGAGAAUUGGGCGAAGCGUUCGGUCUGUUCGAGAUGCUUCCCAGGGAUCGAACCGGAAUACAAAGCGAUAGUAUACAAUCGAGUGAGACCAAUUUUUGAGUUGGUUACAUCCCAACUGCGAGAAGUGCACCUGCGUUUAGAUGCGGAAAAACUCAGCUCUGAGGAGCGCAGGUUGCGACGCAGGGAGACUAAACCUUGACAUUGAAAAGCGAUUGUAUUAUUGAAUUCUUUUUUGGCGAUCGGAGUGAUUAUGUUCAGCUCGGCCCAUUAGUAACGCCUGAUAAGCA